Messenger RNA from Bursaphelenchus xylophilus (pine wood nematode), 1934 nucleotides. The record is from the annotation of a GenBank genome assembly. NCBI's taxonomy places the organism in Eukaryota, Metazoa, Nematoda, Chromadorea, Rhabditida, Aphelenchoididae.
AUGGGAAAUUGCGUGGCAAAGAGACGCGCAGUUCAAAUAAGAAAUUACCGGUAUAUUGUGAUCGUCCCAACGGAUCAGCGGACAGUUGAGUGGAAUGGAGUUGUGUAAGGAGAUUUUAGAGGCUUUGUGCGAUGAUUUACUAGAAUAUGACAAUUGCGAAUAAUGUUGUCUAGUGUAAUAUAAACAAUAUUUAGUUAUGACACAGACGUCACUCCCAAACCAUAUGGCGUCAUAAAAAUCUUCAACAAGUGCGAAGAGUAUCUUGUGGCGUAUGAAGUCCAGGAAGAUGGCAUUGAUUACAAUUAUGUUACAGUAAGUCGGAAGAUGUAAAUUAGACGCUCAGAUUAGGUUGCUGAUCUGAUUGGUGGCAUAAAAAGACGAUUUUUUUCUUUCUUUACACGUUUUUUUAUCUUUUCUUGCUUCGGAACCUCUGCCAUUUUGAAGAAUUUUGUAUCUGCAGCCUGCAGAUCUGCCAUUCAACUCAGGGCGCGAGCUGCCAAUAGGAAAAAAGUAUUAUAAUUUACGGAAAUCGUCUUCGUGUAGUCCAUACGUGUAAAUGUUGAUGAAUUUAUGUUCUAUCACGACUGUUCACCUUGUUUUAGGCAUACUGGGACCUUCUUCGAGAGCUCAACGAUAAUGGAAAUGAAUUAUUCGGAAAACUUGAUGUCGACUCAGAAUUUAUUGAUCUUUGGCGAAGCGAUGGAGUGAAAAUAGACGCAAUCUUGCUCAGUUCGGUAGGUAAAAUACGGGGAUCAUUUUUAAGUCAGAAUUUUUGGAAAAUUAUGUCAGAUGUCAUAUGUAAUAUAACUUUUCGUUAUAUCUGAUGCGUUUUUAUUAUUGACAGGGUGCUCUGAGGUGUUUAGAGUUGAUUAGGGAAUUUUUAUCAGUUUUCUUACAUUUGGACCCGCUUUAUCCAUGUUUCUUCAGGACAACAAGAAGUUUAUCCGGCUUCAUGAAACCUUCUGGCAAAGUCAAUUGGAAGUCUCGAAUUUGAUUGACUUUGGAUUGAAAUUUGUCCAGGCGUUGCAUGAAUACCAUCAACGAGGAAAAGUCCACCUCAAUUUGAGUCCAACAUCAGUUUUUGUCGAGACCAAGGGAGAUCGGUCAUUUGAAUUCGGAUUUUUGCAAAAUGGCCAUCCAAUUCCCGCUUAUCAUGGAAUUCCAAAGGCCGAAGUUCAAAAGUAAGUGUUUCCCUUUCUUUUUUUUUUUGAUUUUUAGAGACAGUGCGGGAGGUUUCUUGAAAGAUUUGGAAAUUUGUUACCUAAAAAUUUUUUUUGAGGCUAAGUGAUAAAACUAAAAGCUGACCGCCUUAGAAGAUGCCAAUCACAUAAUCAACCUUGUUUUAUGUUUAUAUUCGUCCCUUGUUUCAGUUCGAUUUUCAAGCUCACAGAUUGGGGAUAUUGUCCGAUGGCCAUGCACAAGCGCAAUGUUACGAUUACCGACGACUAUGAAUCCUUUAUCUACGUGCUCUACACUGUUUAUCAUCGAACACACGUCCCUUGGGUCAGAAAUGUCAUGAAUGUAACUUUUGAGAAUCAACAAUACUACGAGAAUAUUUGCCAGAAGAUCUGGAGUGUUGAGGUAUGUUUAAUGUCAUUUUUUUGAAGUUUAAGUCAUUGGGUUUUGCCUCUCAUGAUACUACAAGGCGUAAUAUGGCCUUUUGGGUUGAUUUUGAGGCAACUUCGGAAAAUUUUCAACCAUUUUUUUUCCAUGAAUAAUAUAAUUUUUAGAUGGAACAAGACUUGAUCAAGGAGAAGCGCAGAUUUUGGGAUGACCCUCAGAAAUUGUUUGCCCAUCUGGAUGAACCACUUCAGCGUCUUUUCGUUGAUCUAGCAAUGGUUGUACACGCCAAUCAUGACAUCCCUCCAUUGGAGAUGAAUUCCCUGUUGAAGCAAAAAUUAUUGGAUUACAAGGAAAACUUCAGUUUUACUUGA